Molecule: messenger RNA, 459 nt
Organism: Meloidogyne enterolobii
Lineage: Eukaryota; Metazoa; Nematoda; Chromadorea; Rhabditida; Meloidogynidae
Source: the annotation of a GenBank genome assembly
AUGUUAUUUAAAAGAAUUAUUUAUCUUUCAAAAUUGCCUCUAAAAUUAAAUAAAUUCAAAAAUGCAUCAACUGCUGCAGUUCAAGAAGGUAUAUUAUUAUUAGAUUUUAAAAAUUAUUUUUUAGAACCAGCUAUACAACAAUCAAAACAAGUAAUUAAACUUGAUAAAGAAAAUGCUUUCCCAACCCAUUUUGCUCCAAGUAGAGGAAUUGGACGUCCAAUUUAUUCAUUAAUUCCUGGCCCAAAAGGAGAACUUCUUGCUGAUUAUGUGCUUUUUGAAGAAACAAUGAAAAGACAAAGAGUUCCAUGGCUUUGUUAUAAUAAAAUGACUAGCGAAGAAAGAACUAUUUAUAUUAAACAUUUUAAGGCUAUUGAAGAAAGGAAAUUAUGGUUAGUUUUUUAUAUCAACCCAAGUUUGAAUUUUUGGUUGGGAAAAGACGGACAACAUAAAAAACACUAA